CCUGUCGGUAGGAUAGACCGGCACAUAAUCAUCAUGCAGGAUACAUUGUUGCGGCUGCAAUGAUGUACGAGUACGAAUAAGAAGAGUCGCUGCAGGUACGGCGAGAGAUUAUUUGGUUUCACACGUACCCCUAUAAAACCAAUUUCUCCCAUAAUGUCGGGCGGGGAUCUUCGCGUUCUUCGCCAAGAGCCAGGGCAGGAGAGCCCGAGGAUGCCGGCCUGGAAACGCGAGAUCCUUGAGCGGAGAAAGGCGAAGGGCGGUGGGACCGGAGCAGGUGCCGAGUCCGUCGCAUCUCAACUUAACGGCGAGGUAACGGCCAGCAAAAGCAAGGAUGAUAUUAGCAGCGCACAUUAUAGCAGGAACUAUACCAUUACCGCUGCCAAGCGCGCGACCAAAAGCCCGGAUCUGUCACCGGUGAAAACAAAAGAGCACUGGCCAUCCGCUGACCCGAGCCGCACGAAGGAGAGAACUGCGAGAGACAACAGAGCUCUGGAGAGCCUGGUAUCACAAGAGAGCUUGGGUCCGCUGCAGGAAAACCCAUUCAUUAAAUUAGAAAAAGAACGCAAGAAGCGUCAGAGCCAAGAGAACGCCGCGCGACCGGUUCAGCACAUCCUCGAGUUAUACGGCGGCGUUCCCGGGAUACGGACUAUACGCGCUGAGAAUAUCAUCAUUAUUGAAUCCGACCCGGAGUACUUCUCGGAAGGAUGUGGUUCGAAGCAUGCAUCGAAACUGCAGCAGAACGGCAUGGUGAGCGGAUACAGCUCUCUCAAUGACCUGUUAGACCGGAGAGGUAGUCCGGUUACGGAGAUAUGCGCGAAGGAAGUGGUCAUUUACGAUACUGCGCUUAGUAAAAGCGAGGAGAACCUCAGCACGCUGGGAAGACCCGCGUCCGCCCCGCUGGAGGGGCAAGGAAGGGUGAGUCGUAUGUUACAGAAAUUUGACAUGAAUUAUUGCAAGUUGCAGGCCAAGUCACGAAGCACGGAAAACCUCCUGGACUUAGACUCUAGUCCUGUCAGGCCAAGCUCCAGACCCACGCCAGAUGUGGUGCCAAAAUGCCCAGUGUUUCCUCAAGCCAGCUCUCCACACAGCAAGGUCUUCCAAAAUGUCCCGUCUUCCAUUGGCAACCAUCACACCUCUCCUAGUGACUCAGGGAGUAGUACACCCGUUUCUGGAUCCCCUCAGUUAGUGUCUUCAUGUAGACGUUUCGAGGGGAGCGGAGGAAGAAGUGUCAUUGUGUAUCCAAAGGAGGACACUGAGAGGUCUUUGUCCAAGCCUGUUAGAGAACGGGACUGGGACAGCACAGAUGGGGCCUCUAAAGCCAAGGUGCCAUGCUCUCCGGAGAGCCACCGUGCUCGUGCCGACUGUACUCCUAGCCCCACAUCACCCCCCUUAUCACCCAGCUUUGAGAUCCGCCCGUCCCCUCGCCCAGAUCUUUCUCUCCUUCCGCCUGGGGAUCUACAGGCUCGUGCACUCGCCAACUUACGACUCCAGUCUCGCAAUUCCUUCACCGUCAUUCCCAAGAGUCGUGCAGCCAUUUCGUCACCUGGCAGCACAGCCCCAUCCAGCCCUGUCCUUUCCCCCCCAUCCCCACGACCCCUGGUGGGUGUGGCAGCUUCAGAGCCCACAGUGCCAACCCCCUUGCCCGCUUCCUUCAUACCUUCCACACCAAAGCUUACAGAAAAGGUGACCAUAGAAGCCAAAACAGGGUCUCCACAACAUACCCCACCUGCCACACUCACCUCUCCAGCCCCAGCUUCUCCACCCUCAAUUGGCUCUCCCGUCAAAUCAGUCUCAUCUCCAAAUGAACCUCCGGUUGAUGAGCUGCCUAUCACAAACAUUGAUGACAUAGUCGUGGAGCCCACGCCACCCUUCCUGAGCCCUGCAGUGCAGAGGCGCAAAGGAAAUACGUUUACAGUUGUUCCGAAACGGAGGCCCGAGGCCCCGUCUGGCCCUGAUGAGACCCCAGAAGUCGUCAGUGAAUCUCAGAGCACACCACAGGCCCCUUAUGCCCAUCUGGGAACCCUGAUUAAAAAGCGUUACCCUGCUGCAGAGCAGAUUGAGGUCAUUGGGGGCUACCUCUCCCUUGGACGAUCCUGUCUCUCGAAGACUGGCUCAACAGGAAAAAAGCUGAAAAUAUCCUUCAACGAGUCCAGCCUGCAGAGCACUUUCGAAUACCCAUCUGAGAGCAGUGUGUGGGACAGCGGAGAGGACGAGGAGGAAGGAGAAGGAAAAGGAGGAGAAGAUGAUGGAGGGAUCAUUGCAGGGAGGAUAAGCAUUCCUCGUGCCAGCUACAGCAGCUCACCCACUCACUCCAACAACACCACGGAUCUUUCCAGUUACACACCUAAACACUCCGUGGAGUUUAACGCAUGGCAAGAACACAAGCUUGAUAAGUCUGCUCACCAGGGGGAAGAUACUUCACAGAGUACAGAAGAGGUCAUGCUGACACCUGCUGAUAGCUCCUCUCUGUCAGACUUCAGCAGUGAACCAGCCCUCUACUUCUAAACCUUCCAGAUGUCUGGAAAAUACGGGACCAACCAUUGCCUGCCAGCACCAGCCUGGACGCAAAGAAACAACUUCCAGAACAGUGGGACCAGUAGCAAACCAGCACGGAAACAUACAUUCCCUAUUCAAUGCCCAUACACCAUCAUCGUCAACAGCAGGACUGUCCUCAUUGCUGAUCCACACAGUGGAUGUGUCACUCACAUUUAACCUCCUGUUGCCACCGAUUGUGAUUGUGAUAGACAUGGAAAAUGGCUCAAACAGUCAUUCCACUCUUGAAUUUCACUCUUCCAUCACAUACUUGCUCUACGUAUGUAAUCCUCACCUCAUGAAAGUGACAAAAUUUCUAAAAGAGAGAAAGAUGUGAGACUUCUCUUAAAGUAGAGAAGGAAUCUUGGAAGGUGUGUAAUGGGACUCCAGAAAGAUACAAUAUUAGGGUGAAGCAACAAAAAAUAAAUAAGUGACUUAUGUACAGUAUGACUGGUAAAAGGGUGCCACAAUCUGUGUUCAUUGUGAUGUUUUUGUAUGUGCAUGUGUAGGUCUGUAUUGACAUGACUCCCAAACUAUAGAAGCCCUCCACUUUAGUUUAAUUUGUUUCCUUUUGUAUGUCUGCGUUUCAGUCAAGGUAAGCAUUUCUAAUGCACACACUGAUAUACUAUACAGCUAAAAUACUAAUAACACAUUAGUGAUCCUAGAUCUGUUUUAACGAGCAGCUUGUAAUUGGUCAAAACAUUCAAUUUUGCUUUUCUUUUUAUGGUAAUAGAAUUUAUUAAUCACUUAAAAUUUUAGUCAUAAUUCGGAUCACAAAUUCAAUCAUAAAUGCAAGUCAAUCUUGUGAAGAAAUGCCAAGGUUCAAUUUCACCCCAUAGCAUAAAUACAACAAAGUCUGUUUUUAGGUUUUUACUACCUCUG
This is a messenger RNA of Carassius carassius (crucian carp), 3414 nucleotides long. Its product is annotated as taperin-like. The record is from RefSeq and is a predicted model, not a curated record. Gene Ontology annotation, molecular function: phosphatase binding. The coding region runs from base 154 to 2505 and encodes 783 amino acids. The transcript has 4 exons. NCBI's taxonomy places the organism in Eukaryota, Metazoa, Chordata, Actinopteri, Cypriniformes, Cyprinidae.